AUGGCUGCAAAAGUAGAACCUUCAAAUACAAAUAACACUUCAACAUGCCCUUGGGCUAAGAAAAAAACAGCACAGGUCCGUGCCUUUACUGAUGUUAUGGAUGAAGAAUUUGCACAGCAGCUUCAAAAUGAAAAUUUAAAUGAAACUAGCCAACCUUUUGUGGAAGCUGUGGAGGAGUUUGUAUCUAAAGAAACGUCAUCCAAUGAAGCCACUACAAAUGAUCUUCUAUUAGCGCAAAUGUUGCAACUUGAAUUUGACAGGGAGAAUGAUGAAUUUGUAAAAAAGCUUGAAACAAACUAUAAUGGUACUAGUAAAGUUUUGGGGGGAGAGGUGUCCAUGUCAUUUAAGAAUUUUCGCACCCUUCACCCAUAUGAUAUUGAGGAUGUAGAUGACACUGAUGAUGACAGCGAGGAAGAGGAGGAGGAUGAUGAAAUACCAGUUCCAAGUGGGAAGACAAAUUCUGCUUCUGAAAUUAUCACUAAACACAAUAGUUUAAUCUCAGAAAGAAAGAAUGCAAAAUAUGUAGAAUCGUUCCCUCUAAAUUUUGCAUCUGGAGAUGUUGGCAAAAAAGAUAUUCGCCUGCCAAACCAUGUGUACAACAAGUUGAAGACUCACUCGAUGAAAGAAGAGAGAAACAAUAUGCGACUACACGAGAAACAAGAACAUGCUACACAUAUCACUUCUACAGAAAAGGGCAAAACUAAACUGCUGAGAACCUCUUAUAAUUACUUUUUGAAAAGGAGUGGCCACCAAGAAAAAGCCCUUGAUGAGAAUACGCGACUGCUUAUAUAUAAAAUGGUAAACAGUGGUGUGUUGCAGUCAAUUAAUGGAAUCGUAAGCACUGGAAAAGAAGCUGUUGUAAUUCACGCCGACGGAGGAGAGAUGGAAGAAAAACCGCUAUCAAAAGAGUGCGCUCUCAAAGUUUUUAAGACAACACUGAGUGAAUUUAAAACUCGUGAAAAAUACAUCAAGGAUGAUCACAGAUUUCGCGACAGAUUCGCCAAACAGAAUCCCAGGAAAAUUAUAAAGCUGUGGGCUGAAAAAGAAUUUCGAAAUUUAAAUAGAAUGAAGGAUGCAGGUCUCAAUUGUCCGCACGUUGAACUGUUGAGAAAACAUAUUCUCGUCAUGUCUUUUAUCGGUGAAAAUCGAGUUCCUGCUCAAAAACUAAAAGACGCACGACUCUCUAAAGAGCAGUUUAAAAACGCAUAUGAACAGUGUAUACAGACCAUAAAAACAUUAUACGAAAAAUGCAAUCUCAUUCAUGCUGACCUCAGCGAAUAUAACAUCUUGUGGCACGACUCAAAAUGUUUCUUCAUUGAUGUCAGUCAGUCUAUAGAACCUGUCCAUCCACAAGCAUACCAUUUCUUACUGCGAGACUGUCGUAAUAUUAUUAACUUCUUCAAUAAAGUCGGAGUAGCUGAGAUUAUGAAGGAAGACGAACUAUUUGCUUACGUGUGCGGUAAACAACUUGAAAUUACAAAUCUUGAUGAAAUCGAAAACGAGUGUCAGCUACAAUUCGAGAAAAACGAGGAAUUGUUAACGUACGGUAUCGACUCGAAAAAUUAUCCCUUCAACUAUCAUUUUGAACAAUCGAAACAAAAUAUAAGGGAGAAUACUGAUACUUCGUAG
Molecule: messenger RNA, 1629 nt
Organism: Hydractinia symbiolongicarpus
Lineage: Eukaryota; Metazoa; Cnidaria; Hydrozoa; Anthoathecata; Hydractiniidae
Product: serine/threonine-protein kinase RIO3-like
Exons: 12
Coding region: 1-1629 (542 amino acids)
Biological process (GO): maturation of SSU-rRNA; protein phosphorylation
Cellular component (GO): preribosome, small subunit precursor; cytosol
Molecular function (GO): protein serine/threonine kinase activity; ATP binding
Source: RefSeq, a predicted model, not a curated record